AUGUCCAGCCACGCCCCCGCUGACCACCACCACGAUCACGGCCACCACCAUGACCAUGACCACCACCAUGACCACGGCCACGACCACGACCACCACCAUGACCACCACCAUGACCACGACCACCACCAUGACCAUGGGCAUGACGAUCUCGUGGUGUCCGAGACGGUCGAACGCUUCAAGAAGCGGUAUGGCCGCGACCCGACGCCAAGCGAGUACCAGCAGCUCAUGGACCAUGGCCACACGCACGAGCACCUCGAGCAUGCUGGCGUCUUUGAGCACCGCGAACAACUCAUCGAGCGCGACUACAACGAACGCGCGUUCACCGUCGGCAUUGGCGGGCCCGUUGGCAGCGGAAAGACGGCGCUCAUGCUUGCGCUCUGCGAAGCCCUUCGCGACCGGCUCCAGAUCGCAGCGGUGACGAACGACAUCUUCACCAAAGAGGACGGCGAGUUCCUCGUCAAGCACAAGGCGUUGCCGGAGGAGCGCAUCCGGGCCGUCGAGACAGGUGGCUGCCCCCAUGCGGCGAUCCGCGAGGACAUUUCGGCCAACCUCCAAGCCUGCGAAGAGCUCACUGACCUCUUUCAGCUCCAGCUCGUGCUCGUCGAGUCGGGCGGCGACAACCUUGCGGCCAACUUUAGUCGCGAGCUCGCCGACUACAUCAUCUACGUGAUCGACGUGGCCGGUGGUGACAAGGUGCCCCGCAAGGGCGGCCCCGGCAUCACGCAGGCCGAUCUCCUCAUCAUCAACAAGAUUGAUCUCGCGCCGCAUGUGGGCGCAAGCCUCGAUGUCAUGGCGCGCGACGCCAAGCUCAUGCGCGGCGCGGGCCCCACGGUCUUUGCGCAGGUGAACGCGGGCGUGGCCGUCCAAGAGAUUGUCGACCACGUUGUCGACGCGUACGAACGCAGUACGCGGUGA
Messenger RNA from Saprolegnia diclina VS20, 915 nucleotides. Its product is annotated as urease accessory protein. The coding region runs from base 1 to 915 and encodes 304 amino acids. The transcript has 4 exons. The record is from RefSeq and is a predicted model, not a curated record. Gene Ontology annotation, molecular function: nickel cation binding; GTPase activity. Lineage: Eukaryota; Oomycota; Saprolegniomycetes; Saprolegniales; Saprolegniaceae.